AUGAAUCCUACCUUUCUUCCAGGCAAUUCUCUUGAUUUAUAUUGCAAUGCCUCAGAGAACGACCCCAAUGGCUUCUUUGACGACCUCUUUACCGCCAACGGGGACCUCACAGGCUUGGAAGCCAGCUUCGGGAGCGAUCGACUGCCUGGCAUUAGUUGGGACGAUUAUCAUCUUAUAACAGAAGAUCAGCUGCCGGAGGGCGCUCCUUACUUUGAUAUGCCUGCCGGGAACGGACCAGGCUUCUCCAACAUCAACACUUCGGGUGCCCCCCCGACGUUUAACGUUACUGCUGGAAGUGCAGAUAUCAGGUCAGGUGCCCCCUCGACGUUCAAUUCUGGCGCAGAAAGCGCUCUCGCCAACACGACAAUCGGCUCGCCGAUACAUACACAAAACGCAGGCAUCAACGUAUCAGGCAGCCUCCCAAUGUCGAAUCUCGCCGCAUCAGGCGCUCUCUCACCGUUUGACUUCACUGCAGGAAGCGCAAACGUGAACAUGCCGAUCGACCUCCAGACUCCAAUCGAACAGUCAUCUUUCCAAGGAUUUAGUUACGGAGCCUUUCUCGAUGGCACAAACGGGGGCGCUUAUAUGCUGAACGGCGGUUGGGUUAGUACCUGCCAGCAAGCACGCCAACCUAUUGGCAUACAUGCACCCUUGGCUUUGCCAAAUACUCACUUGAAGAUCUCUUCGUCUCCCAACACACCGCCAACAACACCCCAACGGCGCCCAUCCCUGGCAGCAAUGCCAGAUACGUAUUCGAAGAACUCUUCGAAUACGUCUUCCGAAACGCUGUCGCCGCCAAAGAGAAGCCAGCCCAGUUCACCGCGAGCACGGCGACGGCCCAAAAGGCGAAAAGGAGCCGAGGAUACUUUAGUCUUCGUCCACGACAAGCUGUCCAUGUCGACGGACUUCUACCCGAAUCCUGAUAAUCAUGGCCGCUUCGAAUAUUCGACCACGGCGGGCUGGCGGUAUUUGAACGCGCCAGGGGCGGCGGAGAAACGACGAGAGGAGCGACAACGUCAUCAGGAGGGCAACUAA
This is a messenger RNA of Talaromyces amestolkiae, 1035 nucleotides long. RefSeq lists its product as uncharacterized. Bases 1 to 1035 code for a protein of 344 amino acids. Lineage: Eukaryota; Fungi; Ascomycota; Eurotiomycetes; Eurotiales; Trichocomaceae. The transcript has a single exon. The record is from RefSeq and is a predicted model, not a curated record.